Messenger RNA from Fusarium fujikuroi IMI 58289, 1467 nucleotides. Its product is annotated as probable CYB2-lactate dehydrogenase cytochrome b2. Lineage: Eukaryota; Fungi; Ascomycota; Sordariomycetes; Hypocreales; Nectriaceae. The record is from RefSeq and is a predicted model, not a curated record. Bases 1 to 1467 code for a protein of 488 amino acids. Gene Ontology annotation, molecular function: oxidoreductase activity. The transcript is spliced from 3 exons.
AUGGCCAAGAAAGUGAGCGUGGCGGAAAUACGCCAACAUGGGACACAACAGGAUAUCUGGAUUGUGGUCAAUGGAGAGGUAUACGACAUGACCGAGUUUGCGCCUGAACAUCCUGGUGGGGAAGAGAUCAUUUAUCAACACGCCGGUCGAGAUGCUUCCACGUCGUACAAAGAGAUACAUUCCCCGUCCUUGAUCAAGAAAUCUUUGCCUACAACAUGCUACAUAGGCAUGCUGGACACAGCGACAAUCGAUGAGGCAUGGAAAGACCAGGAGAAGGUUGCCAAUUCCAAGAUUGACGCUACGGUUGAUGUUUUAUCUGAACCCAAGUUCAAGCCUGAUCUGAGUGAAAUCAUCAACCUGAACGACUUCGAGCGAGUAGCGGAAAGGUUCCUCGCCACUAAGCCUUGGGCAGUUAUUCACACCGGCUCCAACGACAACAUCACGCGCGAUGCAAAUAAUACAUUUCUCAAUCGGAUUUGGCUCCGACCAGAAAUAAUGAGGAAAGUUGGGCAGAUAAAUACUCGUCAGAGAUUAUUCGGGUGUGACCUUUCAUUCCCCAUAUACAUCUCGCCCACAGGAGGGUCCAAGCUCGGAGGCGCUGAAGGCGAGAUCACACUGGCGCGGGCAGCAGCGAAAACAGGCAUAGUCCAAUGUUUUGCUACACCGUCGUCAUAUCCUCAUCUAGAGAUCUUGGGGGCUACGGAGAAGCACGCGUUCUUCCAGCUGUACGUGAACAAAGACCGAUCAAAAUCCGAGGCCGCCAUUCGGGACGCUAUUGCUACCGGUAAGAUCAAGGCUCUCUUUAUAACAGUGGAUGUUCCCGUGAUAUCGAAGCGGGAAGAGGAUGAGCGAGCCUCGUCAAGUUCGGGGUCUGGACAGACAAGAGACAAGAAAGGGGCCGGGUUUGCGCGACUUGCUUCGUCCUUCAUUGACCCCAAUGUUUGUUGGGAUGACAUCAAGUGGCUACGUAGCAUUCUUGGAGAUAUACCAAUCGUGGUCAAAGGUAUCCAGCGAGCAUCCGAUGCACAGAUGGCGUUGGUUGUGGGCUGCGACGGCAUCGUCAUCAGUAAUCAUGGCGGACGGGCUGCCGAUGGUGUAGCCCCUGCUAUUCUAACGCUCUUGGAAGUGAAUAGGGUCUGUCCGGAAGUGUUUCGAGGUAUGAGAGUCCUUAUUGAUGGAGGGUUUAGACGGGGAUCCGAUGUUGUCAAAGCCAUAUGUCUCGGCGCUUCAGCAGUCGGUUUUGGCCGCCCGCUUUUGUAUUCUCUUGGUUAUGGCCAAGAAGGAGUUGAGCAUGCAAUCAACAUUAUAAAGGACGAGAUAGAGACUGCUAUGAGGCUUUGUGGAAUGACGGACUUGAUGCGGGACGCUCACCCUGGUUAUGUCAACACAAGAGACCUGGAUCAUCUAGUCCCUGGGCCAAAAGACCAUCUUCCGAGCAGACGCCCUCUGCCAGAGAGUAAAUUGUAA